AUCACAUGGAAAAUAUUUAUGGCUACUUGAUGAAAUACACCAACCUUGUCACUGGCUGGCAAUAUAGAUUUUUUGUGUUAAACAACGAUGCUGGCCUGCUGGAGUACUUUGUGAAUGAGCAGUCCAGGCACCUAAAGCCCAGGGGUACGCUGCAGCUGGCUGGGGCUGUGAUUUCUCCCAGUGAUGAAGACUCUCACACCUUUACAGUCAAUGCUGCCAGUGGGGAGCAGUAUAAACUGAGAGCUACUGAUGCUAAAGAACGGCAACACUGGGUGAGCAGGCUGCAGAUUUGCACUCAGCAUCACACGGAGGCUAUUGGAAAGAACAACCCUCCUCUGAAAUCUCGUAGCUUCUCUCUCGCAUCCCAAGGAAGUGCCAACUCUCCUGGUGUGCAAAGAAGACUCAGUCAAAAUGCAGUUUCCUUUUUCAGUGUUGGACAUCACAGAUUGCCAACUGGAAGAAGAGUUCCUAUUGUGCAGCCAGAUCACCUUGUAGAUGUUAGAGAGAUGAUGUCUCAGGCUGAGGGUCAGCAGAGAGACUUGAUCAGGAGCAUAGAAUGCCUUCCUGUCUCUGGUCACCUUACCUCCUUGGAUCAAGACCUGUUAAUGCUCAAAGCAACUUCCAUGGCAACCAUGAACUGCUUAAAUGACUGUUUCCAUAUUCUCCAGUUACAACAUGCUUCUCAACAAAAGGGAUCCUUACCAGCAGGAACGACGAUCAGCUGGUUGGAACCGAAGAUAUCCCUGGCAAACCACUUCAAAAAUGGAGCAGCUCAGAAUUUCCCAGCGGAGAUAAACAAACCAGCAUCUGUCAGAGAGGAGCACUCCGUUGCAGAGCCCUGCCAGCUAACAAGGGAACCUGAAGAAAUAAAUCCAGAUGAGGAGCUGGAGGAUGCCUGUGAUGAUAAAGAAGACGAUCUAGGAGCGGUGGAGGAUCAGCGCAGUGUUAUCUUGCAUCUUUUAUCUCAGCUGAAACUCGGCAUGGACUUAACAAGAGUGGUUCUUCCCACUUUUAUUUUGGAGAAGCGGUCGCUGCUUGAGAUGUACGCGGACUUCAUGUCCCACCCCGACCUCUUCAUCGCGGUGACGGACGGCCUGACGCCCGAAGAGCGGAUGAUCCGCUUCGUGGAGUAUUACCUCACCUCCUUCCACGAGGGCCGCAAGGGAGCCAUAGCCAAGAAGCCCUACAACCCCAUCAUUGGGGAGACCUUCCACUGCUCCUGGACGGUGCCCAGGAGUGACAUAGCCACUGGCGCUGGCAGUAACUCGUCCGCUCGCUCCCCCUCGGAGCAAGGAACUCCCUCUAAAGAUACAGAAGGCCAAACAGGGCUGGACUGCUAUACAGUAAAAUUUGUAGCUGAGCAAGUGUCCCACCAUCCUCCUGUCUCAGGGUUUUACGCUGAAUGUGUAGAGAGAAAGAUGUGUGUCAAUGCCCAUGUCUGGACAAAAAGUAAAUUCUUAGGAAUGUCAAUAGGAGUGACAAUGAUUGGUGAGGGUCUCUUAAGCCUCUUGGAACACGGGGAAGAAUACACGUUCUCUCUGCCCUGUGCGUACGCUCGGUCCAUUUUGACUGUUCCCUGGGUGGAGCUGGGAGGAAAAGUCAGCAUUAACUGUGCGAAGACCGGGUACUCUGCAAGCAUCAACUUCCACACCAAGCCCUUCUACGGAGGCAAGCUGCACCGAGUCACAGGUGAAGUGAAGCAGAACACGACAAACAUGGUGGUGUGCAGAGUGCAAGGGGAGUGGAACAGUCUGCUGGAGUUCACCUACAGCAACGGGGAGACAAAGUGUGUGGACUUGACAAAGCUGUCUGUGACAAGAAAACGAGUCCGGCCCCUUGAGAAACAAGGACCAUUUGAAUCUAGGAGGCUGUGGCAGCAUGUAACAGAGUCUCUGCGGGAUGGAGACAUCAAUAAGGCUACGGAGCACAAGCGAGCCCUUGAGGAACGACAGAGGAAUGAAGAGAGGCUUCGUGCUGAAACAGAAACACCUUGGUGUACUAAAUACUUCCUUAAAGAAGGAGAUGUCUGGGUUUAUCAUAAACCCCUCUGGAAAACAGUCUCUGCUGUGCAAACUCAGCAAACGGACACCAACUAGAAAAGCUGCUUUAAGAUGAGUUUUCUGAUUUUUCCUCUCCUUUUCCUCUGUCUCUCAAAACACAAUAAUCACACUGAGUGUCCCCUUUUUAUAUAGUUAUGAACGUUUAAAUGAACAUAAAGAAAUAAAUAUACUAGGUCACUUUAAAGCUAUUAAAAAAGAAAAAAGAAAAAAAAUCAAAGUUGUAGAGACAGACUUGCCAGGUACAUUCAACCAAUUUGUUUUUUGUAUGAUCCAAAA
Molecule: messenger RNA, 2336 nt
Organism: Merops nubicus (carmine bee-eater)
Lineage: Eukaryota; Metazoa; Chordata; Aves; Coraciiformes; Meropidae
Gene: OSBPL11
Product: oxysterol binding protein-like 11
Exons: 12
Coding region: 6-2096 (696 amino acids)
Cellular component (GO): cytosol; intracellular membrane-bounded organelle; membrane
Molecular function (GO): sterol binding
Source: RefSeq, a predicted model, not a curated record